AUUGAUUGACAUAAAAAAUAGACUCCCAAUCUCCCAUUAAGAAACAAACUUAUAAAUGGGUUUCAUAUAUGUUUAUACAGUACUAUCUCAUUAAUCACCGAUCACAAAAAUUGGAAAGGAAGGAAAAAAUAAUACUACUAUUGUCCACGUGUCAAAGACCCAAUACCUCUGGAGAUGUCAGGAACCGCCGCCGGAUUGAAUCCCAGGCAGCCCAGCAGCCCCUGUUUAUACGGCAGAAACGUCUUCCGCUUCAUCUCCUCUGCCGCCGCUCUGUUCAUUGUGUAAUGCAUCUCGUGCGGCGACACCGCCUGCCCGCCUCUCAACAGCCGCGAGCUCCCGAAGCUCUCCGUCGAUCGGAAGCUGCAAGUCUUCGCAUCAUCUGCCGCCGCCGGCGACGACGACAGCGACUCCCUCCUCGACAGCACCGCGUAUUUCGCCGCCGCCAACUGCUCCGCCCUUGUCGCCCUCCCUUCCGACGCGCUUCUGAACAAAAGGAAGUCCCUCAGCUUCCAUUUCUUGUACCGCCCCUUGGAGAACGAAAUCGCCGACAGAAAAGUCGCCGCAUAGGACUGCUUCUCGCCUCCGGCGACGGCGGCGGGCCCAGUCGAAGACGCUGCGCCAAAGAUUCUCGAAGCCGGGUUGAAUUCGGAGCUGUAGUCAUCCUGAUCCAACAUUACGUCGGCGAUUCGCAUCGGCGACAGCGACCUGCUGCUCCCACGGCGACCGGGAAAAGAGUCGAAAUUGGAAUUAGAUCCGAUCACUCUCCGUUCUCUUCCCCGUUGGUCAAGCCCUGCCUUGGCAUCUCGCUUCCGAGUCUCCUCAAUCGCUGCCGGAAAAGGAUCGAUAACUCUGUUUUUCGCGGAUCGCGGCGAUCUCGGGGACCGUGGAGAAUUGGCGGAGGAUGCGACUCCCGAAUCGUACCCGGGUGGGGGUUUCAACGGCCGGAUCUUACCGCCGUCGAAGAGCUCGUCGGCGGCGGAUAACGAGCUCCUGGCCAAUUGACCGCUGAAAUCGAAUUCAAAAUCGUAAUCGUCGUCAAAAAAGUCGGUGCUCUUGGCUCGGAUACUGGCUCGCUUGGGUGUCCCGGGCUUUUCUUCCCACAUGAAAGGAACGGCGGAGGAGGAGUCGUCGUCGACGGCGGCGGCGAUGGAGAGGGCCAUGGAAUCGUCGAUGUCGCGGAGGAAGGAUUUGGCGUUGGG
This is a messenger RNA of Linum tenue, 1199 nucleotides long. The record is from the annotation of a GenBank genome assembly. Lineage: Eukaryota; Viridiplantae; Streptophyta; Magnoliopsida; Malpighiales; Linaceae.